Euleptes europaea (tarantolino) is the source of this 2619-nucleotide messenger RNA. It is a transcript of the gene MOCOS, whose product is annotated as molybdenum cofactor sulfurase. Lineage: Eukaryota; Metazoa; Chordata; Lepidosauria; Squamata; Sphaerodactylidae. Gene Ontology annotation, biological process: Mo-molybdopterin cofactor biosynthetic process. The transcript is spliced from 15 exons. The coding region runs from base 1 to 2619 and encodes 872 amino acids. Gene Ontology annotation, molecular function: pyridoxal phosphate binding; molybdenum ion binding; molybdenum cofactor sulfurtransferase activity. The record is from RefSeq and is a predicted model, not a curated record.
AUGGAGCGGUGGCGAGAGGCGCUCUCCUUCCCGGCCUUCCGCCGGCGGCUCCCGCCGGGCGCGGCCUACGGCUGCGGAGGGGACAGGCCGGCGCUGCGCCGCGCCGAGUUCGCCAGGCUCGCAGGAAUGACUUACCUUGACCAUGCUGGAGCUACGCUCUUCCCGCAGAGUUUACUAAAAGCCUUCACUGAUGACCUCAAUGCAAAUAUUUACGGCAACCCUCACAGCCAGAGCAUCAGUAGCAAAUUGACUUACGACACUAUUGAACAUGUCCGAUACAGACUACUGCAACACUUCAAUACUACCAUUGAAGACUACACUGUCAUUUUCACUUCCGGAUGUACAGCCGCACUCAAGCUUGUAGCGGAGGCAUUCCCUUGGAUCCCUGAAUCUCCGGAGGAGCCUGGCAGCCGGUUUUGCUACCUCACUGAUAGCCACACAUCUGUGGUGGGCAUGAGAGCGAUCGCGGCUGCUGUGAAUGUCUCAUCUGUCCCCGUGAAACCUGCGGAGAUAAUAUCCCGGACAAGGGACUUGGGGGCUGAAGAGCCAAGCUGCCAGACGCCUCUUCUCUUUUGUUAUCCCGCUCAGAGCAAUUUUUCAGGAACUAAAUAUCCCCUUGCGUGGAUCGAAGAGAUAAAAUCGGGAAAGCUCCGCCCUGUCAAUGUCCCAGGGAAAUGGUUUGUGCUGUUGGAUGCAGCCUCUUACGUCAGCACUUCUCCGUUAGACUUAAGUGCUCACCAAGCAGACUUUAUACCUCUGUCGUUCUACAAGAUGUUUGGAUUCCCCACCGGUUUGGGGGCACUGCUGGUGAAGAAUGAAAGUGCUUCUUGCCUAAGGAAAACGUAUUUUGGAGGGGGAACCGCAGCAGCCUACCUUGCAGGGGAGGAUUUCUAUUUACCAACACGCUCUGUAGCCGAAAGGUUUGAGGAUGGAACGGUUUCUUUCCUUGAUAUCAUUGCAUUAAAGCAUGGAUUUGAUGCCUUGGAAAGACUUACAGGUGGAAUGGAGAACAUAAAAAAGCAUACGUUUGCUUUAGCUCACUACACUUAUACAGUCCUCUCCACACUGAAGUAUGCUAAUGGGUCACCCGUCGUGCGCAUUUACAGUGAUACGGACUUCAGCAGCCCGGAUGUCCAAGGUCCAAUCCUUAAUUUUAAUGUAUUGGAUGAAAAUGGAGAAAUAGUCGGUUAUUCACAGGUGGACAGAUUGGCUGGGCUCUAUAACAUCCAUGUCCGCACAGGCUGUUUCUGUAACACUGGAGCUUGCCAGCAACAUUUGGGGAUUAGCAAUGAUGACAUCAAAAAGAACCUCCAGGCUGGCCAUGUCUGUGGAGAUGACAUAGAUGUAAUCGAUGGAUGUCCCACCGGGUCUGUGAGGAUCUCCUUUGGCUAUAUGUCCACGUUUGAAGAUGCACAAACCUUUCUGAAGUUCAUUAUUGCCACCAGGCUCUGUGGUUGCAACACGGUUAAUUGUCCUUCUCCAGCAGGGAAUGUUUCGCCAGUGACAGCAUCUCCAAAAGAAAAUGGCUACACUUGCGAUAACAACAUUGUUAACAAACUUCCUCCAAAGAAACCCAUCGUGGACUCUCAGCUUAGCACCAUUUCUCCUUCGAGGGCAACACCAGUCUGUCUACAGCCUGAAGAGGGGCAUUCGGAAAGAGACAUGACUGAAAUUUCUGGGAAUUCGACUGAAGUGCAACAGAGUGGUAGAAUGCCAGUAACCGUCACCAACAUUUAUCUCUACCCAAUCAAAUCAUGUGCUGCCUUUGAGGUUGCACAGUGGCCCGUUGGAAACCAAGGCUUGCUGUAUGACCGGAGCUGGAUGGUUGUGAAUCAGAAUGGGGUGUGCAUUACGCAGAAGCAGGAGCCAAGACUGUGUCUCAUACAACCCCUGAUUGACCUGGAGAAAAGCACAAUGACCAUCAAGGCAGAAGGGAUGGAUCCGAUCUCUGUAUCUUUAGAAGAAGACAGUGGAAGACAGACUCCUAUCUGCCAAAGCAAAGUCUGCUCACACAGAGUUCAGACAUACAGUUGUGGAGGAAGAUCGACGGCGUGGUUUUCGGAGUUCCUUGGCCGAGAGUGCCACCUGAUCAGGCAGUGUUUAGACGUCAAGAGAAAUGCAAAACAGAAACAUGAAAAGGGAAUGGCACUUGUCACGGCUGCCUCCCUCUCUUUGGUGAACGAAGCACAAUAUCUCCUGAUAAACCGAACAAGUGUCUUACAACUCAGCGAUCAGAUAACUGCAAGACUAGGUGAGUCACUUCCCCUCCAGAAGCUCAUCCAUCGCUUCCGCGCCAACAUUGUUAUCAGCACAAAUGAGCCGUUCGAGGAAGACAAGUGGGAUGAGAUUUCAAUCGGCAGCCUGCGUUUCAAGGUUAUGGGGCCAUGCCACAGAUGUCUCGUUAUCUGUAUUGAUCAGCAAACUGGACAACGCAACAAGGAAUUCCUUCAGAGUCUGUCUUCCACCAAAGAUAGAAAGACUAACUUUGGCAUCUACCUGAUGAAUCAUCCUGAAAGACCAUUUUCUGUUCCAAAUACCUUGUCAGUGGGAUCUGAAGUACUUUCAGUGGAGAAGAACACCACACGCUCGUUGUCCCCGGAAGAGCAAAAGUCUGGGUGA